Molecule: messenger RNA, 1013 nt
Organism: Neurospora hispaniola
Lineage: Eukaryota; Fungi; Ascomycota; Sordariomycetes; Sordariales; Sordariaceae
Product: marvel domain-containing protein
Exons: 1
Coding region: 190-702 (170 amino acids)
Biological process (GO): eisosome assembly; protein localization to plasma membrane
Cellular component (GO): plasma membrane; eisosome
Source: RefSeq, a predicted model, not a curated record
ACACCUCACCGGGGCAUCAACCUCCAACUUAUACAACCAACUUAUUGCAAACGCCACAACUCCUCUGCUGCUCGGACAUAUCAUUUGUGAUAUCUGGCUGAGCUCUGCCAAACUCUCCCAACCUUCCUUCCUACAACCCGUAAACAACAACAAACACCCAUAAAGCACAAACCAACAAUAACCGCCAAAAUGGAAGUAAUACCCCUCAUCCUCCGCUUCAUCCAGCUCAUCUUCCUCAUCAUCCUCACCGGCCUCAUCGGCAACGUCAUCGCCCUCGAUGUCGACGCCUCCACCACCGCCCGCGCCGCCAUCAACUUCACCAUGUUCGUCAUCGCGCUCUCGUGGGUAGUCGCUCUCUUCGGCCUAGUCGCCGCCCUUUUCCAGAGCGUCGCCAUUCCGCUAGUCAUGCUCAUUUUCGACGCCGCCGCCACGCUCUUCACCGUCGUUGCCGGCAUCGUGCUGGCUGCCAAAUUGGGUACUCCGAACUGUGGAAAUCUCGCGAAUGAUUCUUAUGGACAUAAGUGGAUCGCGUACGGGAGUGCCGAUGAUGCGAAGAGGUGCAGAGAGAUUCAGGCGGGAACGGUGUUUAUGUGGUUGCUUCUUGCGGCGUUUUCGGCGGCGUUGACGUUGGCGAUUAUGAGCUGGAGGAGGACGGGCGGAAGCGUGAGGAGCGGGCCGACCAUGUCACAGGUGGUCGUCUAAGGCGGUCGGGGAGAUGGAGUGGUGGUGGUGGUUGGAAACCUUGAGAAAGUGCUCGAGAAGAGUGUUGAAGAAAGCUGGAGAGCCUGGAUAGUUUUGGUGGUGUGCUUGGAUGGUAUGAAUAGGGCCAUGACAGCAAGGAUGAGUUAUGGUGACGGAUGGCUAUUCGCUUCAUCAUGGGUGUGCGGUGUCGCAACCCCUCGACAAUUAUACCUAGAUCAGUGUAAUGACAUGGUGAUGCCUUGGGUUAAUAUGGCGAACGAGGAAAGGAAGAUCAGAACCUGCAUGUUAUAUAGUAUCAGUCGAACCUAAAG